Hypanus sabinus (Atlantic stingray) is the source of this 324-nucleotide messenger RNA. Its product is annotated as adenosine receptor A1-like. The coding region runs from base 1 to 324 and encodes 107 amino acids. The transcript has a single exon. The record is from RefSeq and is a predicted model, not a curated record. Gene Ontology annotation, molecular function: G protein-coupled adenosine receptor activity. Gene Ontology annotation, biological process: G protein-coupled adenosine receptor signaling pathway. Gene Ontology annotation, cellular component: membrane; synapse; dendrite. NCBI's taxonomy places the organism in Eukaryota, Metazoa, Chordata, Chondrichthyes, Myliobatiformes, Dasyatidae.
AUGUAUACUGUCUACAUUACUGUGGAGGUGCUGAUCGCGGUUAUCUCAGUCCUGGGCAAUGUACUUGUCUGCUGGGCAGUCAGGAUCAACAGAGCUCUCAUGGGAACCACCAUUUUCUUCAUCGUGUCAUUGGCCGUGGCCGACAUCGCCUUGGGUAUAUUGGGCAUCCCUUUGGCCAUUGUCAUCAGCUUUGGGCUCCACACGCACUUCUACAGCUGCCUUUUAAUGUCCUGCAUCCUGCUAAUACUGACUCUAAGCUCAAUCUUUUCACUUCUGGCUAUUGCCGUGGACCGUUAUCUGCGCGUCAAGAUCCCCACCAGGUAA